Molecule: messenger RNA, 501 nt
Organism: Hibiscus syriacus
Lineage: Eukaryota; Viridiplantae; Streptophyta; Magnoliopsida; Malvales; Malvaceae
Product: cytochrome c oxidase subunit 2-like
Exons: 2
Coding region: 1-501 (166 amino acids)
Biological process (GO): ATP synthesis coupled electron transport
Cellular component (GO): membrane
Molecular function (GO): cytochrome-c oxidase activity; copper ion binding
Source: RefSeq, a predicted model, not a curated record
AUGGACGAGGUAGUACUAGAUCCAGCCAUUACUAUCAAAGCUAUUGGACAUCAAUGGUAUCAGACUUAUGAGUAUUCAGACUAUAACAGUUCCGAUGAACAGUCACUCACUUUUGACAGUUAUACGAUUCCAGAAGAUGAUCUAGAAUUGGGUCUAUCAUGUUUAUUAGAAGUGGACAAUAGAGUGGUUGUACUAGCCAAAACUCAUCUACGUAUUAUUGUAACAUCUGCUGUACUUCAUAGUUGGGAUGUACCUUCCUCAGGUGUCAAAUGUGAUGUUGUACCUGGUCAUUUAAAUCAUAUCUCUAUUUCGGUACAACGAGAAGGAGUUUACUAUGGUCAGUGCAGUGAUAGAGCCAGAUUUUUAUUGGCAAAGUUGAACCCAUCAGCCACAUACAAUAAUGUCACUGAUAUAGCACCUGGAUCAGAUAUAAUCUUUACAGAAUAUGUAAACUUACAAGUCUUCUUCGAGCAUCUUCAGAGAUUAGCUGUGCAAUCUUGA